GACCAAAAGUUUUCGUGGGAAAAAAGUCCAUGGAGAAUAUGACAUCAAAGUCGAGCAGGCACAAUUUUCAGAGGUCAGUUUGAUAGCUCAGGCUGAUGGGAAUUAUUCUGUAAAUGUGCAAGCUUUUCGAAAUGGCAUUAAAGUUGUCAAGUCAUUCAAGCCUGACUUUGUUCUUGUCCGGCAACAUUCGUUCAGCAUGGCCGAAAAUGAAGAUUUUCGUAACUUAAUUAUUGGAAUGCAUUAUGCAAGCAUCCCAAGUGUUAACUCUCUAGAGUCAAUCUUCAACUUCUGUGACAAGCCCUGGGUAUUUGCCCAAUUGGUGUCCAUCUAUAGAUCCUUGGGAGCAGAGAAAUUUCCUCUGAUUGAGCAAACCUUUUAUCCAAAUCACAAGGAAAUGCUGACAUUGCCAACAUUUCCUGUUGUUGUGAAAAUUGGACAUGCUCAUUCAGGCAUGGGAAAGGUCAAAGUAGACAACCAUUAUGAUUUUCAGGAUAUAGCCAGUGUGGUAGCCCUUACCCAAACCUAUGCUACCACUGAACCCUACAUAGAUUCCAAAUAUGACAUCAGGAUCCAAAAGAUUGGAAACAACUAUAAAGCCUACAUGAGAACUUCUAUAUCUGGAAAUUGGAAGACAAACACAGGAUCUGCAAUGUUAGAACAAAUUGCUAUGACAGACAGAUACAAGCUCUGGAUUGAUAGCUGCUCUGAGAUGUUUGGUGGCUUGGAUAUAUGUGCUGUCAAAGCAGUCCAUGGGAAGGAUGGAAAGGAUUAUAUUUUUGAGGUUAUGGGUUCUGCAACCCCUUUGAUUGGUGAGCACCAGGCUGAAGACAAACAGCUUAUAACUGAGCUUGUUGUAAGCAGAAUGAACCAACUUCUAUCCAAAACACCUAUACCAUCUCCUCAGAAACCAACUGCUACUCAGCAACCACAGAGUGGAUCAGCUAAGGAGUCUGAAUCAAAUAAAGUCCCAUCCCAGCGACCACCUCCUCAAGGUUGUUUACAAUACAUUCUCGACUGUAAUGGCAUUGCAGUAGGACCAAAACAAGUCCAGGCGACUUAAAUUUUUGAAAUUUAAAACAGGGGUUAAAGCCAAAAGAGGAAAAAAAGAAAAAAGAAAGAAAUCAACAAUACCAAUUGUUCGUGCAGGUUUUUUUUUUUUUUCAUUGUUUCAUUGCUGACCUGGAUUGUGUUUUUUCUAUGCAGUGUCAAAUAUAUUGUCUGGUUGUUUAUCUGUUUGUGUUGUAAUGCUUACUUAUGUUUCUCUGUAUAACUUGUGAUUCAGGGCUGUUGUCCACAGUGUACAGUGUACAAGAAUUGUGCCUCUACUAAGUCAGUGAGACUGUAUAUUAUGGAUGGUUAGACAGUAUUUUUGAAGUAUUCUAUAUUGUGGGUUUAAAAAAAAGGCUAACCAACCCUGGCUGAGAUAUAAUAUUUUUGCUUAACUCUGUGAGUAUGUAUGCUACAUUUGAUUUGGAAUUUUUUUUAAUGUGCAUGAUUAUUGAAAAGUGAUUAUAAUAUUUGAAAAGUCUCAUUUAGUAAUAAUAUAUUAAAUGAGACAUUUUCUUUUUAUAAUUUUAUAAAGAUUGCUUAAUUUUGAGUUAAGACAUAUACAUAAAUUGAAAAACUAGUAUUUUUAUUUGUAAUGUUUACAUACAAAAUAUAAAAUAAUUAUUUCCAGGAAUGCAUAAAUAUCUUCUAUUUUCAGUGCAGAGUUUUUAGGGAAAAAUCUGUAUCUACUAGCUUCAGUGCUACAAAAAUGGGCCACAUAUGUGCAAUAUUGAUUCAAAUUUGAUAUUGAAUGUAUUUAAGUUCAAAAGGGGAGUUUCUUUGUUGGUUAUGAAGUAGCCAUCUGGUUUUCUACCAAACUAAAAAAAAUGUUUACUAGAAUUACCUUAUCUACAUAAUUCAGGUAAGCUACGGUUCUUUAGCUAAAAUAGUUAGCAAAAAAAAAGAAGAAAAGCCUUCUGCAAUUAAUCAGCACCUUUCUUUCUAAAUAUUAUGCUAUCCACCCUUUUCAGGGUUUUUUUUAAAUGUCAUUCAUGAACUCAAUGUGUUGCUAUAUCAUUCUGUAUUUAUUAUGAUUAUGGCCAAGCGAAUAGGAUACACUAAAAUGCAACUAUGAUCCAAUCUAGCAUUUUAAGCUUAAAUAGCUAAGUACAGUAGGAAAAGAAUGUUAGUGGAUCUUGAAUGCCCAUAAGAGUCAAAAGCUUAGCCAUAGAAUGUAGUACAUGGGACUCAAGUAUAUGUAAAUAAUAAAACAAGGGUACCUGACCUAGAUGGGGAGGGGUGUUCUUUUGCUAAACUUUCUUAUAGCCAUAAUUGCUUAUGACUGUCACGACACCAGGGGCUGUGUGCAUACCUUACAAGCAAUAUCCAGGCAGGCAGUUAAGCUGUUAUAGUAGUCACUCAAAUGCACCUCUUAAGCAUUCUGUAGAAGUGAGGGAAUGAAUUAUGUUGUCAAUUGAAGACAAAUAAUAAGGUCAAUAGUAAUCCCUAGGUUAAUACAAACAAAUAUGUUUUCUUAUGACAUAAUGCUGAAGUCUGAUUUUUUUUUCCUUUGCAAACACUCUAGAAUUGCAAACAUUUUUUUAAAAAAAUUCAAGAUGUGAGAAUUACACAUUGUUUUUAAUGGUAGUUUUGAUGUUUACUGCGCAUGCUCUUGUUCCCUACUCAUUUUUAGUCUAUAAACAAGUAUAUUCUGUUUGUGUGACCUUCGUUUCUAAUAAUGAUCUUUUGAUAACCACACUGAGGGAUUGGUUAUAGGGGAGUGUAUUCCCUUCACAUCAGGUUCAUUGUCUUCCUCACCUCCAGAUCUUAACCCAAGAGAAUAAAAACAGCAUUCCAUUCUGGAGUGGGGAAAAAAUGAACCUGCCAACUGAAUGCCAUUAAUAUCAAGCCAUGGAUGUUCUUCUGCAUGUGAUAGUUUGAGUAAUUAAAGAUGCUUUUGUGCAUUGUUUAUAGGCUCUCUCUGUGUGUAUGAAGUGUGUGUAUGUGUACUGACCACAGAUAAAAGAUUUGCAUCUUAGCAAAAUGUCAGUGCAUUUGAUGCAGAUGGUCGUAGAAGGACAUGCACUAGUUUACUGGCUCAACAGUAAAGAAGCAAGCCAAUAUGUUUACCUGCAUGCUAGCAUGCUCAAGUGCAAUAUUGUGGAGAGUUGGGAAAUGGUAUUUUAAAAUGUAGGAUCAAUGUCUGGGGGAGGGGUGAUUUGCUUUAUUUUUCCUUUUUUUAAUUUCUUUCUGUCAAAGCUGCUAUUAUUAUUAUAAUUAUUGCUAUCUUUUUGUACCAAACUAAUGCAAGAAAGUGAGCAAAUGCUGAAGUGUGACUGCAGUAUAUAUUUUGUGAAAUACUUUGUACAGCUUAAUGUCCAAUAAAAAAAAGUUACAUCUGUCUUCAGUGUAGUUUCUAGCACACGAUUUUCCCAAGGGGGAAAAAUCCUUUUAUAUACAGCAAAGAAUAAGCAAGAAAAGUAUGGGCUUUUUAGCAUUAAAAAAAUGCAAUUGAAAUUCAGAAUCCCUCAGUCGGCUAUGAUUAAAUCGCAAGGCUUCUGACCAUCUUUAGAUACUGUAAACACAAUGAUCCUGUUCAAGGGACAUGCAGUUAAUAACAUGAUGGACUAGGAUCACUUCUGCAUCUACCUGUGACUUGCAGAAAUCCAGUGAAGGUUAUGAACAGACAUUUAUGCAUAUAACUUUUUGCAAGUUCUCCGGUCACAUGUACGUCUAUUGGGAUGGGGAAAAUAAAUUAGGGAAGGAAUAGAUGUAAUUCUUCUGCUGCUGCACAUUUUGCAAAUAAUGAACAAGAUUAUAUAACUAACUGUGGUGUUUUAAGAAAUGCACCAAGAAUGAAUUGUUCCAAAUUUCUAACAUGUGGAUAAUUAUCUAAAAACCUAUUUUGUUAUUAUGAAGAAUGUAAAUAUAAUUGGAACGUUUCUGAAAUAAGCCCAUUUAUGCAUUCAGGAUUUGAAAGAAAAAAUACAAAUUCUCACACAACAAUUUACUUUAAAAAUUGAGUUUCUGUACUUUGUAUUUUUAAAUGGUCGUUGUUGAAAGCAUGGUAUCAAUUCUGCUUCAUCUGCAUAUUCCUGCCUCAUUAAUUCUCUUAAUUAGCUAAAUAGGCCUAAUGGCUUUUUUUCAGAGACAUUGGGAUUUUGGACAGUUUGACAUGAUAAAGAAAAAGAAUUUGAAGGCUUCCAAAUUUUUCCUAGGCCUAGUUAAAAGAACACAUGUACAGUUUCCCUAGUAUUAACAAAGGCAUAGAAUUCUGAAGGAGUGAUUUGGGGUUGUAUUUUUCAACUUGAAAGUAUCAUCCUUGAGCAAUGAUGCAAAAUUAUUCUAACAGACUGAUAAAGCAGCUGAGUUGAUUUCACAAAUUGUGUGACAUUUGCCCAUUUUGUACAAAGUGGGAAAACAUGUUAUAUAUAUUAAUGUCUGUGAUAUGCAAAAAUAAUAACCUUUUCCUAUCCAGAGUAUUGUGUGUGUUCUUCAGCAUGCAUGGAUUUUUUUUUCCAUGAAUGUGCCUAGCCAUCACUUCAUUAAAGUUCUUGGCUUACAUCUCUCUGGAUGCCCAGACAUCUCUCUAUCCCCUGAACUAAAUGGAGAAGAGACCACUUAGAGAUCUCUAUGAAGUUUUGUGUAAUGCUUGGGAGAAUCUUUUCAGAUUUGAUUUUUUUAAUGUGGUGGGGGAAGUCUUCAAGAAAAAACAAUUCUAAACCCUUUGGACUCACAUAAUUCAUUUCAAGAGAUUAAGGCUACAAUAUUUUGGCUAAAAAACUCUGUGAUGGCUAUGCUGGUAUAGUAUUGUGUUCUGGUACAAUUCUGAAAGCAAGUUCUCCAAAGAAAGCAUUUGUUGGAAUGAUACAUUUUAAGAUCAGGCAUCAAAGACUCUUCAAUCUCCACUAAGGCUUCAUAGGUCCAAUCCAAGUUGACUGCCUUAAAUCGGAUGCAUAUUUAACAGUACUGAAAUCCAUUGUCUUCACUGUUUAUAGAAGCAGAACAACCAUACACUAAGGAGAAAGAGGAGGGUGGGGUUUGCACUGGAAAAAAACUGCACCAACUGCAGCUGAAUCUACAACUCAGUUUUGAUUAGCUAUUGCUUACAAAAUAUGGAACUGCUUUAGGGUUGAUGUUGCAAGGUCUGAGUAUGUUAAUUGCUUAUUGGUUGGCUCAAGUAGAUGCCUGUUUUGUUUUUCACAGAAGGGCUUAUUGAAAAGCAACUGCAAAUGUAUGAGACAUUUUAAAAAAACAUAUCAACCCUCCCCUCCCAUUUAAGGCAAAACAAAAAGGCAACUAAUUUGAAUCAAUAUUAUUAAUAAACAACAGUGCUGUGAUACAUUUAAAGCAAACAGAUUCCUUCUGGCUGUUAACUUCCAUUGUGUUCAGUCUGUAAUGGAGCAAUCUGGGAAAAUGUUUUACCUAUCAGGAACCUGAGAACUGAAAUGGAGAAGUACUAUAAUUAAUGCAGCUUAAUCUGGCCCAGCCUUAUCCAACCUGAUACCUUCCAGAUGCUUUAGACUUCAAGUCCCAUCAUUCCUCUCAAUGUGAUAGGUUCCCCAGGGGUGAUGGGAAUGAUAGUUCACUAUGUCUGUCUGGCAUUAGCUUAAGAGUGCGUACAUUUCCUGCCAGCCACUCUUGAUAUCAGCCAUAAAGAUUUCUGCUAUCACAUACAGCACUAUUAAGGAGCCUUAAGCUGCCCCUCUCCCAGCAAUAUUUAAUGCAAGUAAUCCUCAUUUAGCUACUUCUUGUUUAAUGACCAUUUGCAGUUACAAGACUGAUUCAAAAGUAACUUUGAAACCAAUCUUUGCAUUUAUGGCUUUUCCAGGUAUAUAAAGCAAAGAAAAACUGAAAUAAGUUCAUAAGUACAUUUGUGGUUUCACUUAGGAAUUGCUUUGUUUGAUGAUUGAGGUGCUGGUCCCACUUGCAGUUGCUAAAGGAGGACUAUUUGUAUUUUGUUGAUUUCCUUAAAAAAACAGGUCCAAUUACUAAAGCAGUGAAUUUUCAAAGGCUGUUUUAGUGUGGCUAUGAAGAUUUGCAAUUUAUAUUUAUGUAGGGUUGUAAUUCAUGAUCAUGAUAGCUAAAGCAUUCUAACCCCACCGAACUUUUCUAGUACCAGACUGAUAUUAAGUGUUGGUUGUUAAGAGUUAUUACAAAAU
Molecule: messenger RNA, 6149 nt
Organism: Thamnophis sirtalis
Lineage: Eukaryota; Metazoa; Chordata; Lepidosauria; Squamata; Natricidae
Source: RefSeq, a predicted model, not a curated record